Messenger RNA from Penicillium psychrosexuale, 957 nucleotides. Its product is annotated as ankyrin repeat domain-containing protein. Gene Ontology annotation, molecular function: protein binding. The record is from RefSeq and is a predicted model, not a curated record. NCBI's taxonomy places the organism in Eukaryota, Fungi, Ascomycota, Eurotiomycetes, Eurotiales, Aspergillaceae. Gene Ontology annotation, cellular component: cytoplasm; nucleus. Bases 1 to 957 code for a protein of 318 amino acids. The transcript is spliced from 3 exons.
AUGGCUGAUAUUGAGCCUCUUCGUACAUGUUCUUGCGACAGAAACGAGGAUGAUCAUCAAGCGCCCGAGAGCCAAGUUACAUCUGUGCAUCAAGCUGUCGUCGAAGAUAAUUUUGAGCUCCUCGAAGUGCUGAUUCGGGAUGGAGCCGACAUUUCUACUACAAUUUCCUCCCGGGGGAAUGAGGCAGCCACACGACUUCUGAUUCACGCCGGAGCGAAUGUUUCUGCGCCCAGUUAUGACGGCGUGACACCAUUGCACAAUGCAGCUGCUGGGGAUUCGGUCGCGGUGACUGAAUUACUCGUCAAGUCUGGGGCUGAAAUCAACGCACGGAAUAUCGAUCACGAAACACCAUUGCAUGUAGUGGCCUUGUUUGGGAACCAACAAAUUGCAAAGCUCCUGAUUGAUGUUGGAUCCGAUAUCUCAGAAACAGAGUGCUACCGGAACACAGCGCUGCACAUUGCUGCCGAUCAUGAGCAUCUCGAGAUAGUUCAAUCUCUUCUUGAGGCUGGAGCGGACGUGAAUGCUAUUAACAACAAUGGAGAUCCCGUGCUACAUCAUGCAGGCAGAGAUGAUCCAACCUGCGUUAAUCUGCUUCUCAGCCAUGCUGAAAGCUCCGCGGAGCUAGUGCGUGUCGCUCUUGGAGCCGAUGCCAACGUCGAGGCAACCAACGAUGAAGGAAAAACCCCAUUGCAUUCUGCAGCUGCGUAUGGCGAAAAGCAAUCAAUCCGACUUAUACUCGAUGCCGGUGCGAAUGUGAAUGCAACCACCAAAAUUGGCGAGACCGCAUUGCACCUAAUUGCUGGAGAUUCUUCAACAGAUGAAUCUGAUGAGAAAGCAAGGCUACUCAUUGAUGCUGGUGCCGACAUCAACGCGAGGACUGUAUCGGGACAAAGCGCCCUUGAUCUUGCGAAAGACAGCGAAUGCUACGCAGUUAUACAAGUACUAUGCGAAAGAUAG